This is a messenger RNA of Acaulospora colombiana, 1071 nucleotides long. NCBI's taxonomy places the organism in Eukaryota, Fungi, Glomeromycota, Glomeromycetes, Diversisporales, Acaulosporaceae. The record is from the annotation of a GenBank genome assembly.
AUGGCCACUUUAAUAUCAGCAAUAGCAUGGGUCAAGCGAGGUGUAGCGGCAGAACACCCCCAAAAGUACAAUCCGGAUGAUGAAGAGCUCGCAAGAGUGAGCGAAUUGACCCGAGAAGAACUAAAAGACGCAAAACUGGACCUCGAGAAUAUGGGUAAACUCGCAGAGGAGAUGGGAGUAGGAAUAGAUGAGGAAGAUCAUGAAGAGGAUUGGGAGGAUGAAGUAUCAAAUGAUGAUAAAGAUUCUGAUCAAAUGGAAGUGGAUGAGAAGCCGGUUCGAAAAAAAGAUCCAAAUGAUCUAGCAGAAUACAAGCUAGACGAGUACGACGACGACUCGCCUACCAAAGGUGGUGGGUUGUUUUCGAAUAUCAAGGGUCUUACUUACUACAAGGAUAACGAAGAUGAUCCCUAUAUCACCCUUAAAGAAGUACGUAAUAUUCAGCCCAUUUUGGGUAUCGAACUCAAUGCCAUCUGUGAACAGGACGACGACAGCGAAAAAGAAGAGCUACAAGUCUAUUCAUCCGACAACCUUUUGGUCGCCGCACGAACAGAAGAUGAAGUAUCCCAACUAGACAUCUACGUCUACGACGAAAACAACGACAACUUGUACAUCCAUCACGACCUCAUCCUCCCCUCCUUACCACUCUGCCUCGAAUGGCUCGAUUUCCCACCCUCUAGCUCCAUCGACUCUCCCUCCAAACCAGGCAACUAUAUCGCAGUAGGCACAUUCGAGCCCGAAAUCGAGAUAUGGUCGCUGGACACCGUCGAAGGUCUCUUUCCCGACGCCCUCCUGGGGCGACCCGACAAGACCAAAGCGCACGUCCCCAUUCCACUCGGCACGGGCAAGAAGAAAAAGAAGAAAACAAAAGCGAGAGAACCACCGAAACCUUCUGGCGAGUGGCUCAGCCGACAAGACGGUCAAGUUGUGGGAUUUGUCGAGGGAGCCGACGGCGGGCGAGAGUGGGUUUCUUCUGCGGUUAUGGCCACGCUGCACCCCUUCCAUCAGGCACUUCUCAAGCUUCCUCAGCCAUCCCAAGCGUUUUUUCCCGAACGUCGUAACUUGUCUCAGUAA